Molecule: messenger RNA, 2454 nt
Organism: Balearica regulorum gibbericeps (East African grey crowned-crane)
Lineage: Eukaryota; Metazoa; Chordata; Aves; Gruiformes; Gruidae
Source: RefSeq, a predicted model, not a curated record
AUGGCUGUGAGCAUGGAUGAUGACGUUCCCCUCAUCCUCACCCUGGAUGACAGUGGAAGCAGCACCUCGGCCCCUCUAGAUGACCUGGAUCGGGAGGAGCUGCCUAAUGAAAAUGGAGGUACCUAUGAUGUUGUUAAUGACGCAUCCAGCCCUGCUGCGGGGGACUGCUGCGCACAGCAAAGCUCUGCCCAGCACAACUGGGAAAUGAACUACCAAGAGGCAGCAAUCUACCUCCAGGAAGGAGAAAAUAAUGAUAAGUUCUUCACUCACCCCAAAAAUGCCAAAGCACUUGCUGCCUACCUCUUUGCACACAAUCACCUUUUCUACCUAAUGGAGCUGAGCACAGCACUGCUUCUCCUGUUGCUGUCUCUCUGCGAGGCACCAGCUGUUCCUAUGCUCCGUCUUGGCAUCUUUGUCCAUGCAACCCUGGAGCUGUUUGCGUUAAUUGUGGUAGUCUUUGAACUCUCGAUGAAGAUGAGGUGGCUGGGCUUCCAAACCUUUAUCAGGCACAAAAGGACUAUGGUAAAGACUUGCGUGCUGUUUGUACAGUUCAUAGAGGCCAUCGUGGUGUUGGUGCGCCAAACCUCGCACGUCCGGAUAACGAGAGCUCUGCGCUGUAUCUUUUUGGUGGACUGCCGUUAUUGUGGUGCUGUCAGAAGAAAUCUGCGACAGAUCUUCCAGUCCCUCCCACCAUUUAUUGACAUUCUUCUCCUCCUGCUUUUCUUCAUGGUGAUUUUUGCCAUCCUGGGUUUUUACUUGUUUUCUCCUAACCACUCGGAUCCGUACUUCAAUACCUUAGAGAACAGCCUCGUGAAUCUAUUUGUGCUUUUGACCACUUCAAAUUUCCCUGAUGUGAUGAUGCCAUCUUAUGCCCGGAACCCCUGGUCCUGUGUCUUCUUCAUAGUGUACCUCUCCAUUGAGCUAUACUUCAUCAUGAACUUGCUUCUCGCUGUUGUGUUCGACACUUUCAAUGACAUCGAGAAGAGGAAGUUUAAGUCCUUGCUGCUGCACAAGCGCACGGCCAUACAGCAUGCCUACCGCUUGCUGAUCACCAAACAGAGGCCGUCUGGAAUUUCCUUCAAGCACUUUGAAGGGCUGUUGCGGUUUUACAAGCCUCGGAUGUGUGCCAGAGAGCGAUAUCUCACUUUCAAAGCACUGAAUCAAAGCAAUACUCCUCUAGUCAGUCUAAAGGAUUUUUACAAUUUCUAUGAAGUUGUUGGCUUAAAAUGGAAGGCAAAACGAAAUCGCGAGCACUGGUUUGAUGACCUUCCACGGACAGCAUUCCUUAUUUUUAAAGGCAUCAACAUCCUUGUGAACUCCCGCGUGUUCCAAUACACCAUGUAUACCGUGGUGGCUGUGAAUGGAAUUUGGAUUCUUGUUGAAACCUUCAUGCUGCAAGGAGGGAAUUUCUUUUCCAGAAACGUCCCGUGGAGCUACAUAGUCUUCCUCACAAUCUAUGGCGUGGAGCUGCUCCUGAAGACCACUGGACUGGGGCCCGUUGAGUACCUGUCCUCGGGUUGGAAUCUCUUUGACUUCUCAGUCACCCUGUUUGCAUUUUUGGGGCUCAUGGCACUGGCAUUUAACAUGGAGCCAUUCUACUUCAUUGUGGUCUUGCGACCUCUUCAGCUGCUGAGGCUCUUUAAAUUGAAGAAACGCUACAGAAAUGUCCUGGACACUAUGUUUGAGUUGUUCCCCCGGAUGGCCAGCCUGGGUUUAACCCUGCUGAUCUUCUACUAUUGCUUUGCCAUUGUUGGCAUGGAGUUCUUUGCUGGCGUGGUCUACCCGAACUGCUGCAACACAAGCACAGUCGCAGAUUCCUACCGCUGGGUGAAUCACACAGUUGGCAACAAGACAGUUGUGGAAGAAGGUUAUUACUAUCUCAACAACUUCGACAACAUUUUGAACAGCUUUGUCACGCUGUUUGAGCUGACAGUUGUAAAUGACUGGUACAUCAUCAUGGAAGGGGUGACAUCCCAAACCACUCACUGGAGCCGUCUUUACUUCAUGAUCUUCUAUAUUGUGACCAUGGUGGUGAUGACAAUCAUCGUGGCUUUUAUUCUGGAUGCUUUCGUCUUCCGCAUGAACUACACUCGGAAGAACCAAGAUUCAGAAGAAGACAACGGCAUUGUGCUGGAGAAGGAGAUCUCCAAGGAGGAAGUGGUUGGCAUAAUUGAGCUGUACAAGCGGAGUUCAGCUGCCGCUGAAACUGCUCAGCUGCAGAAGAUGGUUUUGCAGAUGGAUAAAUAUGGNCAAAUGUCAACACUGUUUCUGGGACGCAGAUCGAGGACCAAGAGUGAUUUAAGUAUGAAGAUGUAUGAGGAGGAGAUACAGGAAUGGUAUGAGGAGCAUUCCAGAAAAGAGGAAUCUCAGACACCGUUGCAAGAGCCUGUAUCUGCUUCCAACAGCUCUCUGAAGCCCCUGAGCCUCCGACAACGCUCCCAGACUGUCAUUUAG